Messenger RNA from Drosophila busckii, 816 nucleotides. RefSeq lists its product as uncharacterized. The coding region runs from base 170 to 751 and encodes 193 amino acids. Lineage: Eukaryota; Metazoa; Arthropoda; Insecta; Diptera; Drosophilidae. The record is from RefSeq and is a predicted model, not a curated record. The transcript has 3 exons.
AGCUGUUAAAUUUGUGGCGGUUGAACGAUUUCAUAGUUUGAGCGGCACACAAGCCAUGUAAAAUUCAUAUAGCUGAACAAAAUAAAGCAAAAUUUCUACAAACAUUUAAAGUUAAACAAAUACGCAAAUAGUUUUUAUCAAAAUAUUGUUGUGCUAAUUAAAUCACACGAUGGCAGGCAUUUAUAUGGAUGAGGAUAAUGCAGGUAUUCAUUUGCAAAUUCCAAGAUCAUCACGCAAGGUGCUUGGAGCAACUACACCGACCAAGAAAAAAGUGCUAGGCAAGCUGGACAAUGUGAUAAACAAUCUAUUUUCAACGCCUUUGCAAGGCAACCUGCCAGCUAAGUGGCCAAGCAGUUGCGCGCCAAAAGAAGAUGCACAAGCGGUAAAGUCUAUCCCACAGGCAGUUUAUAUAUAUAGCGCGGACAUAUUUGAUUACACGGACUUUCCAAGCACAAAGUGUUUGAACAAUUGCCACAAACCCUUUGAAGAAAUUUGGGCACAGCAAUCACUCGAUGAGUCACUUGUUAACCAGUUACUGAACAAGUAUGAAUUUCCGGAUGAGUCCAGAGAUGAGUUUGAUAUGUCGCUCUACAAGGAUGCGAAAGAAACCGAAAGCUCAUUUGAUUUUACAGAGCCUUGUUUGUUGGAGAAUAGUACAGAAGAUUCAUUUGAGCUGGAUAAACUGGAGCUACCAGAGCAUAAAUUUGAGCUGGAUAAACUGGAUCUACCAGAUGAUCCCUUUCUCUGUUAAACAUUUACAUUUGGUUAUAUUAAGUUACGAACGCAGCAUACUCGCAUUUAUUUUAAGUAAAAACA